CCCCCAAGAUAUCAGCCCUGCGAAAUGGAUGUAAGGUUUUAUCCCGCUGCCUCGGGGAGCUCCCUUCCCGGAGACCCUUCCAGCCUGGACUUUACCCAGUGUUUGGGUUACUACAGCUACAACAAGUUUGGCAACAAUAACUAUAUGAAUAUGGCAGAAGCAAAUAACGCAUUUUUUGCAGCGAAUGAGCAAACAUUCCAUACUCCAAGCCUUGGCGACGAAGAGUUUGAGAUUCCACCGAUUACGCCGCCCCCUGAACUGGAUCCCACAAAUUUAGGGAUGGCUGAUAUUCUCCUACCUUUUCAAGGCCUCAGUGACCAGUUGGGAGCCCAAGGAAAUGAAUUCACACCUCAGUUUCCACCCCAGAGUUUGGAUCUGCCUUCCAUUACAGUAUCUCGAAACUUGGUGGAACAAGAUGGCAUUAUCCAAAGCAAUGGAUUACAUAUGGAUCAUACCCAUACAGGGAUGCCUCAGUACCGUCAGGACCAUUCUUUGAUCAUGAGAUCUGUAGUCCACAUGACGGAAGCUACUCGUUCAGGAAUCAUGACUCCUAACCAGCUUACAACUAUUAACCAGUCCCAGCUAAGUGCUCAACUGGGAUUAAAUCUAGGGAGUACCAACUUGCCACACACGUCUCCUUCCCCUCCUGCAAGCAAAUCGGCGACUCCUUCUCCGUCCAGUUCUAUCAACGAGGAAGAUGCGGACGAUCCCAACAGAGUUGCCGGAGAAAAGCGAGCGGCCCCCGAUCCUGGCAAGAAGCCCAAAACGCCGAAGAAAAAGAAAAAGAAAGAUCCUAACGAACCGCAGAAGCCGGUGUCCGCAUAUGCCCUGUUCUUCAGGGACACGCAAGCCGCAAUUAAAGGCCAGAACCCCAACGCUACCUUUGGCGAGGUUUCAAAAAUCGUGGCUUCGAUGUGGGACAGCUUGGGAGAAGAGCAGAAACAGGUAUAUAAAAGGAAAACAGAAGCUGCCAAGAAGGAAUACCUGAAAGCCCUUGCAGCCUACAGAGCCAGUUUGGUGUCAAAGGCUGCUGCUGAGUCAGCGGAAGCGCAGACGAUCCGGUCCGUCCAGCAGACUCUGGCCUCCACGAAUUUGUCUUCUUCCUUGCUUCUGAACAGCCCUCUUUCGCAACACGCCACGGUCGUCACCUCCCCGCAGACUCUCCAGCAGCCCCUUCCCAGGGCCAUCGCCCCCAAGCCGUUAACCAUGAGGCUGCCCGGGAACCCCAUCGCCGCCCCCGCCUCCGUCGCCCCCAGCGGGCCCGCAAACAUUUCCCCCUCGCUGAUCAGCUCCAUGACGACCAGCAUGGCCCCCACGCCGGCCUCGGCCCCCACCCAAGUCAGCCCUUCCUUGCAGAGCCAGCAGCACCAGCUGCAGCAUCUCCAGCAGCUGCACCUGCAGCAGCAGCAAAUGCAGCAGCAGCAGCUCCACCAGCAGCAGCUCCACCAGCAGAUCCAGCAGCAGAUGCAGCAGCAGCAUUUCCAGCACCACCAGCAGCAGCUCCACCAGCAGAUCCAGCAGCAGAUGCAGCAGCAGCAUUUCCAGCACCACAUGCAGCAGCAGCUGCAGCAGAUCCAGCUCCAGCAGUUGCAACAGAUGCAGCUGCAACAGAUGCAGCAGCAGCAGCAGCAGCAGCACCCGCCGCAGCCUUCCCCCCAACAACUUUCCCCGGCUUCCUCGCAGAUCACCUCGCCGAUAGCGGCUAUCGGCAGCCCGCCCCCAGCCAGCCAGCCGCACCCAUCCCAAAUACAAGGGCAGACGCAAACUCAGCUCUUAUCGCAGGCCGGUAUUUUCUGAAGACCUGCCAAGUCAGCCCGUGCUUUGCAUCCCAGAGGAAGCAAAGCUGUGAAUGGGGCAGAAAAUGGUGCGGGGCUGUGGAAGAGUUUAUGCAGGAAUGCAUAACACAUAAAAGAGACUUUUAAGCUGUCUAUUAGAUAGGCAAUAAAAGAACUACAGUGUAGCUGGGUAUAAUCCUUUAGCUGAAUUAUAAAUAUUUGUUUUCCAGGGUUCCCUUCCCUUCCCCCUUCCCUUCCCCCUUCUCCCUUCCCUUUCCCCUUCCUCCUUCUCCCUUCCUUUCUUUUCCUCCUUCCCUCCCCUUCUCUUCCCCCUUUCAUUCCAACUUCUCCCUUCCCUUCUUUUCCUCCUUCCCUUCCCUUCCCCCUUUCAUUCCCACUUUUCCCUUCCCUUUCCCCUUCUCCCAUCCGUUCCCUUCUUUACCUCCUUCCAUUCCACCUGUCCCUUUCCCUUCCUUCUUCCCCUCCCCCCCUUCCCCUUCCUUUUCUCUCUCUCUCUUUUUUUUUAGGCAAAUAAGCUGUGCUCUUUUUUCCACUUUUUUUUUUUUAAUGUGGCCCGUUUUUAUUUUCUAUUUUUAAUUUAUUUCAAGCUUUACUGACAGUAUGUGAACUGAAUAGUCUGAAAUGCCUGGGCAAGAAGACUGAGAAAAACAAGAUGGCCUUUUUACAAUUUUCCGAUUAAAACCGUUCCUUUCCUGCAAAAUUGGCAGAUCGGUUUAAGUUUUGGAAUUCAUUUGAACCCACGAAGCUCUUAAAAGCACAGAUGUAACUACCUGUAAAAUGUGGAUUGGAUUUCAUACAAUCAUGCUUCCAUGACAUGAGUAGGUGACAGUGUUUUUCUGCCAUGGAUAAUAAUGAUGUAAAAGAAAUAUCACAGACUUUUGCCAAAGGUCUUUCCCCCCACUUUUUUAAAUAAUGUCUUCUGAAGCUCAUCAACAUCAAAAGCCAUCUUUUCAUUUUACCCUGUUUUUUUUCCCCCAAAUUCUCCAAUACUUUGGAAUAAAACACACACUUAAUUCAGUUCUGCUCAUAACCACCCAUUAAAAAGAAACUGAAUAUUCUAUUCUGUGUUUGGGUGAACUUUCAGAUUUAAUACACUGUAUUUUUUAAAAAAAGGAAAUGCACUUAAAUAAACUGUUAUUACAAAAAAAAAAAAGUAAGAAGGAAAAAAAAUGUUGAGUUUUUAAAAUGCGAUGUAAUAUUAGUAGAUUAUUUAAAGGGGGUUGCCACAUCUGAAUAAUCAGUGUAAAUAUUUUCUUUAAAAGGUUGUAAGUUUUCAGAUCAUGUGUUGUAAAGUUUUCAUAAAUGAGGCUUUAAUGUAAACACUGGUAACACAAAUGAUUUAAUUGCGGCAUUGCUUAUUGUGUUUUUAUGCUGUUUUAUACUUUUUUAUGAGUUACAAUAGCAGCAAUUAAGUUGUUUGUAUUUUGCUUAUCUAAAAAAAUGC
Molecule: messenger RNA, 3240 nt
Organism: Ahaetulla prasina
Lineage: Eukaryota; Metazoa; Chordata; Lepidosauria; Squamata; Colubridae
Gene: TOX3
Product: TOX high mobility group box family member 3
Exons: 8
Coding region: 25-1797 (590 amino acids)
Biological process (GO): regulation of transcription by RNA polymerase II
Cellular component (GO): nucleus
Molecular function (GO): chromatin DNA binding
Source: RefSeq, a predicted model, not a curated record